GCUCAAGUCAAGCGUUCGUUGUUUCGUUGGUCCGCAUCGCGCCCUCUUGCGGUCAUUGGCGAUGCGCUCUCCCGAGCGGGCAGGGCGGCGGAGAGCAUCCGUCUCCGCGGUCUUGUCCUUGGCGCUGUGCGCCAGGCGCGCGGCGGGGAAGGGCUGCUUCCUGGGUUCGGCCGAGGUGACGCUGGCGGACGGCUCCAGGAGGCAGCUGCGGGACGUGCGCGAGGGGGACCUGGUCGCGUCCUGGGACGAGGAGCUGCGGAGGCCCGCGGCCUCGGCCGUGCGGGCCGUGCCCGAGUUCGACAGGGACAGGGCGGAGCUCGUGGAGAUCUCGCUGCCGGGCGAGCGCGCCUUCCACGCCACCGUGGACCACCCCUUCUGGAGCAGGGGCCGCGGCGUGCUGGUGUCGCUCCACCCCAAUGCGACGCGGGAGGAGUACGGGCUGGAGGCCGAGCUCAUGGGCCCCGCGGAGGAGCUCGAGGGCGAGCGGCAGGAGGCCGUGCGGGUCGCCGGGGCGCGGCGCCUCCGGGCGGCCGCGGGCGGGGCGCCCGCGCUGCUCCGGCAGAGCCCCGCGGAUGCAGUGAAGGUCACGACCUUGUGCUUGCACCCUCACCACUGGUUCUACGUCCACGGAGUCCGCGUCCACAACAAGGCGGGAUGCUUCAUGGGCGGUACCGCGGUGACGAUGGCCGACGGGACACGGCGGCAGCUCCAGGACGUCGCCGUGGGGGACCGGGUCGCCUCCUGGGACGAGGAGGCGCAGCAGCCGGCCGCGUCCACGGUGCGCGCGGUGCCGACCUACCGGCGCAGCAGGGACGAGCUGGUGGAGAUAUCCUUGCCGUCGUCGACCCUGCGCGCGACAGCCGACCACCCCUUCUGGAGCAGAGCGCGCCGCACGCUCGUCUCGAAGCACCCGAACGGCACCAGGGACCAGUACGAGCUAGACGCCGAGCUGAUGAGCGACACGGAGGAGUUCGAGGACGAGCGCCAGGAG
Prorocentrum cordatum is the source of this 991-nucleotide messenger RNA. The record is from the annotation of a GenBank genome assembly. Lineage: Eukaryota; Dinophyceae; Prorocentrales; Prorocentraceae.